UGUGGUGAUUUGUAUGUGUGUGUGUGCGUAAUUGUCUCAGUGUUUGCUGUGUGUGGUUCCAUUUGGAGUGGGUGUAAAGUGUCACUGCGUGGACUAUGUGGCCCCCCGAGUGUAAGCCGAACUUGAGUGUGAAAGUAUUAGAGAAAAGUGGUGAAGUUAAAUCUUUUAAAAGCGCUUCCAUUUUAACGCAAUUUUCGGGUUUGUUUAUUUUAUAGUAAAUUUUAACGGAAUUCUGAAUGUGAACUCCUGCAUGAUGCGCAUUUUAUUGAAAAUAAGGAUGCGAAAAACCAAAAAGGAACGAGUGUUGAUUUUAAAUUGAAUCGGGCUCAAGAAGCGCAGCCAUUGGCUGGGGAAGAGGGUUCGAGUCCCCCUCAAGCUCCUCCCAUCACGCUUCCAACCUUUUUAGCCGUGCAGAGGACUUCAUCUUAUAAGAGCCUCUGAGAGUCAGAUGUCCAUCCCGUCAGAUCACCAGAGAGAAGAAAGGUGUUCAAACCCCUCCCAUCACUGACUCCGGAGGGAGGCAACCGAGCAAGGCGCCUCGCUUUGACCCACCGGACUCUUAAAUUAUUGUGGAACCAUGCAGUUGGAGAACAUCCUCCCGAGUUCGCUACCCAAAACCUUCUACAAUCUCUCCACCUCGGACAGCGUCAACGACAGCCCGAGGCCGGCGUCGCAACUCGAGUACCAAGAAGUGGACCGGACUGAAUCGGAGUCCAACAGCGCGCCUAAAAAGUACCUAGGGAACGGGAUGCUGGGUGACCCAGACGGGGACACCUUCGCAAAAACCGGGCCCGACGGGAGAAAAGGCUCCCCGGUGCUCGGUGAGGACGAGCUGAGUACCGGGCGUCGGUACAACUUAGACGAACUCGGUUCUGAUCGGUAUUUCAUCUCGUCUUCUCAGGCGAGUUCCGACAUGGCGAGUCCGUGUUCACUGUUUCCGUACGCAGGGCAAACCGGAUCCGUGUACACCGGAACCACCGGGUCAAGGUAUCCGGCUUCGCUUCAUUACGGAUCCGUACUCCCGCCCACCGGCUUCUCCUCUCCCGCUGUGUGCACCGCCCGGAGUCAGUUCAGCAGCGGCGGGUACCAGUUCGGUCAAGGGCCCGGGUGCUUGUAUCCGUCCUAUCCCGGCACCGGAAUCGGUUCCAUGGGUCUUCCCGGUUCCGGCGCAGGCCCCAGGGCGCAAGUGUAUCUUUGUAACCGGCCUCUGUGGCUCAAGUUCCACCGGCAUCAAACCGAGAUGAUUAUCACCAAACAGGGCAGACGGAUGUUCCCGUUCCUGAGCUUCAACAUCACCGGACUCAACCUCACGGCCCAUUACAACGUCUUUGUAGAAAUAGUUCUGGCCGACCCGAACCACUGGCGCUUUCAAGGAGGAAAGUGGGUCACUUGCGGGAAAGCGGACAAUAAUAUGCAAGGUAACAAAAUGUACGUUCACCCCGAAUCCCCAAACACGGGCGCUCACUGGAUGAGACAAGAAAUCUCUUUCGGGAAAUUGAAGCUAACCAACAACAAAGGUGCCAACAACAACAACACACAGAUGAUAGUCUUGCAGUCUCUUCAUAAAUACCAACCGCGACUCCACAUUGUGGAGGUGACGGAGGACGGGGUGGAGGACAUGAGCAACGAGGCUCGAACCCAAACCUUCACGUUCCCGGAAAACCAGUUUAUAGCGGUUACUGCCUACCAGAACACGGAUAUCACACAACUGAAGAUCGAUCACAAUCCCUUCGCCAAAGGAUUUCGGGAUAAUUAUGACUCAAUGUACACGGCCCCCGAGAGUGAUAGGUUGACCCCGUCCCCGACAGACUCGCCCCGAUCCACCCAAAUUGUUCCCGGCGCUCGCUACGCCAUGCAGCCGUUCUUCCAGGACCAGUUUGUCAACAACCUGCCGCAGAACCGCUUCUACAGCAGCGAACGCGCAGUCCCCCAAACCAACACCUUACUGUCCCCGCAGAGCGACGACUCCGCCGGUGCCGCAGCCGCCGCUGCCGCCGCCGCCGCCUCCGCCGCCCAACGCUGGUUCGUCCCCCCGGUUCAACAACCCGGCUCCAAUAAGCUGGAUCUCUCCUACGAGAACGACUAUUCAACCAGUAGUCUUCUAUCCUACGGGAUCAAACCACUUUCCCUACAGACGUCCCACGCUCUAAGCUACUACCCGGAUUCGGCUUUCGCUUCCAUGGCGGCCGGAUGGGGCACCAGAAGCUCAUACCAACGUAAAAUGACCACGGGGCUUCCGUGGUCCCCUCGUCCGAGUCCGCCGACAUUCCCGGAGGACCAGAUACCGACCGCGAAAGACAAACUCCAGGAAGAAACCGCCGCAUCUGCGUCAACUUGGAUCGAGACGUCACAAUCGCUGAAAUCGGUGGAUUCCAGCGAUUCCGGCGUGUAUUCCAUGGUGUGUAAGAGACGCAGGAUGUCCCCCGGGGGAUCGAGCACGGAGAAUUCUCCGACCAUCAAGUGCGAAGACUUGACUUCGGAGGAUUACAAUAAGGACAACCCAAAAGGCAUGGGUUAUUACGCUUUCUACACAAGCCCCUAAGACUGCCAUUUUUUUUAUUUACUAAUCUAUCAAUAAUUGCUCUUCAUUCCUUGUUAAUGUCUUUUUUUUUUCUCUUUUUUUUUCUCUAAAGGUGCCAAAGCUUAGUGUUGCGCCCCCCCUCACCCCCCCCCCCCCCCCAUUCUCCCCAAGCAAGCUGCACAACGUUAUUUUCCCCAGGCUUCUCACAUACCUGAACAGAAACAUGCAUAGUGAUCGGAUUGUUGGCUUUUGAACAAACAUGUCCGUUUUUUUUGUUUUUGUUUUUUUUAAAUACAUUUUUCCUUUUAAAAAAAAAACAAAAAAAAAAAUUGUGAUUUCUUCUUUACUCAACCUGACCCCCCCUCGAAACCUUCUUGCGUAUUUAAGUCGUUUUCCGUUGUACAGUAUUUGUGCACUUUAGAAUGUGAUGUAUCUUGUACAAAUUGUCUUCAUGGAGGUGUUAUUAAAUGGAUAAAUAAAGACGCUUUUUGUAAAGCA
Molecule: messenger RNA, 3019 nt
Organism: Doryrhamphus excisus (bluestripe pipefish)
Lineage: Eukaryota; Metazoa; Chordata; Actinopteri; Syngnathiformes; Syngnathidae
Gene: eomesa
Product: eomesodermin homolog a
Biological process (GO): mesoderm formation; endodermal cell fate specification; regulation of transcription by RNA polymerase II
Cellular component (GO): chromatin; nucleus
Molecular function (GO): DNA-binding transcription factor activity, RNA polymerase II-specific; RNA polymerase II cis-regulatory region sequence-specific DNA binding
Source: RefSeq, a predicted model, not a curated record